AUGAACUUGUUAAUCACAAUUCUACUAAUUACAACCACCCUUUCUAUCUUACUAGCUUUAGUAUCAUUCUGAUUACCCCAAAUAAACCCGGAUGUGGAAAAACUAUCACCUUACGAAUGCGGUUUUGACCCAUUAGGAUCAGCCCGCCUUCCAUUUUCACUACGAUUUUUUUUAGUAGCAAUUCUAUUCCUUUUAUUUGACUUAGAAAUUGCAUUACUUCUCCCACUCCCGUGAGGAAUACAAUUAAUAUAUCCCACCAGCACAUUUAUAUGAGCGUCUUCAGUCGUUGUUUUGCUAACAUUAGGCCUCAUUUAUGAAUGAAUCCAAGGAGGAUUAGAAUGAGCUGAAU
This is a messenger RNA of Hippocampus comes (tiger tail seahorse), 349 nucleotides long. The record is from the annotation of a RefSeq genome assembly. NCBI's taxonomy places the organism in Eukaryota, Metazoa, Chordata, Actinopteri, Syngnathiformes, Syngnathidae.